AUGCCGUCUACCGGGUCGUUGCGAACCAUGCGGUCCCGGUAUCCGCCACCACCUUGUGUCGAAGACGAGCCAGCCUCGCUCGCUCGAGAGUUGCACGGCCUCUCGAACUUGAGUGAAAAGCCCGGUGUUGAGGGUGCUCGCGUGAGAGGCACCGUCGACCAGUACCCGGUCAUUACGAAUAUGAAUUCGUCUCAACCCGAGGCCCCUCCGAGUGUCAACAACAUGCCGGGCAUGGGGAACUUUUCUUCGGACGAUAGUAGUGGACCUGCCACACCUCCCCCCAGAAUGGCGGAGCCUAGUGGUCGCGGUCGCCCAAGAUCUGAAUCUCAAGCCACUGUUCGCCCUGGACCUCCCCCAUCAUCCGUGCCGGUCUCUUCGAGUAGGCAUCGAGAACGGCCACUACCCUCAGUCCAGCCACAGCCAACUCGAGAGACUGCCGCACCCCGACAGCCUCGUCCACGAUCUCUAGCACGAGAUGAUGACGUACCUGUCCGUGGUCGCGGCCGAUCAUAUUCGGAAGUAUACCCUCCCCAGCCUAUGCGUGAGAUGAGAACCGUUCGUCAGUCUCGUCCGCCGUCAAUCACGCGGGAUGAGAACCGCAGAGGCCGUGAUCGGACAUCAGUGGAUGUCUCUCAGCCUUCUGUGCGUGAGACAAGAGCACCACGACAGCCAUCACGUCCACCUUCGCCAGUACGUGAUGAUCAUCUGCGAGCUUCGAGCAGGCCUCGUGGUCGACUACAGCCACCACAGAUCUUCCAGCAACCCGCCCGGGAACUGGUUGCUCCUGAACAUCCUCGUCCAUCUUCGCAUUCACCACAACGUGCCGAGCCCAUCAGACACGAGGGUCCUGUGCAUAUCAUCCCUCAUAGCUCCUAUAGCAUGCGCUCGGCACGGUCUCGCUCUCGAGGCCCCGGCUAUGAUAGAGACUAUGAGACGCCAAAGACCUCCAUUUCCCGGUCGAACAGCGCAAAGUAUGUUACUUCACGGCCUAUUCGGCCCCGCCCACGCCAGCCAUCACCACCGGGCUAUCAAUCAGAUACCGUGACUGCUCGUCCCCGGCCAGCCUCUUAUGCGCCCCCCUCUCUUGCACCGGGAAAAGCCCCCAUUGGGAACGCUGCAAACGGCCGAACACUUGCCGAGAGAAUCGAAGAGAAGUUGCGUCAACGCCAGGAGCUUCGCGAGGCAGCCUCCCUGUCUGAUACCGAGACACGUCUGAAGACGGAAAAGUUGAGGCCUCUCAGCACGACUUUAAACCCAUCAGUUCCAUCGUCAGUACCUCAUUCUCCUUCAAAAGAGGUUCAUCGCACCCUGAGACACCGGUCUCGUGAACCGUCUGUGGCUCCCACGAACCCACGAACAUCGGCGCCCACCCUCGUCCCCGCUCUGGUAUCAUCUUUGGCUCGGUCGAAAUCCAAGACCCGUGGCCACUCGAGAUCUAUCUCGUCUGACGAUGCCAGACCCUCACGGCCCGUGGCCUCUGUCAAGUGGCAAGAUCAACCCGAGGAAAGACAAAGUCCUUCCAGAGCCCCCGCUACCAAACAGACCAAUCUGUCACAGCGACCCUCCAACCCUUCUGGACUAUGCAUCACUUCAUGCCCACGGUCCACCCCUGUGGCUGGUCUCAACGACUGGUACACACUUAAGGGUCUGACACACCUGGACAUCUGCCCUAGCUGCAUGAAGCAGAUUGGACACUCGCGCUUCCGCGACUUCUUCAUCCCCAGCUUAGCCAAACCUCCAACCCAGAAAACCCGCUGCGCUUUCAGCUAUGCCUGGCCCCGGCUCGCCUGGACCCAGAUGAUCAAACAACAACACGACAGCCUCGAGAUGCUCUACCAGAUGACCCGUCCACCCCCAGGAACCCGUCCCUGCUCUGGCCGGGCCGCCUCAGAACAAACCUGGUACCGCAUCGUCAACCCAGACACAGGCUCAUACCUCCCCAGCUUCCACAUCUGCGGCAGCUGCACACGCAACGUCCGCGUCCUCAUGCCCGCACACCGGGAUACCUUCCAACACAGCCCAGAAGUCCAAGAGCGCGCAUGCGACCUCGUCACCAGCAGCCCCCGCUUCGCCAAAUACAUCGACCUGCUCGACGACGCCUCAUCCCGCGCAGACUCAGACCCCUCCCGCCGUCCGGACCCACGCGAGUUCCUCGCCUACGCAAAGCGCAAAGUCGUGCUCCGCGACUGUCUCCGCGACAGACCCGUCCUCAGCAGCUGGCACUACAUGCCCGAACUACCCGAACUAAGCGUCUGUGAAGACUGCUACGACGAAGUCGUCUGGCCCCUCGCAAAAGCACACCAUCCACUUGCCCGAUCCUUUUCAACCUCUAUGCGGUAUUUACCCGGUGACGGGCCGAAUCGCUGCCGCGAGGCGAGUUGCCAGUUAUACUCGGGUCGGAUGCGUGCGCGGUUUAGGGAUGCGGUUGUCAAGGAUGAUUUCCCUGGUUUAAGGGAUUUUGCGUUGCGCAGGUUUGAGGCUGAGAGGCGGUUCCGGGAUCGGAGGGAUGAGCUGCUUGUUGCUGAGGGGAAAGGGUACGAUUGUGAUGUUGAGAUGAAGAAGGCUGUUGAGGAGUGGAGGCGGUGGGAGUGA
Penicillium cataractarum is the source of this 2592-nucleotide messenger RNA. RefSeq lists its product as uncharacterized. Lineage: Eukaryota; Fungi; Ascomycota; Eurotiomycetes; Eurotiales; Aspergillaceae. The record is from RefSeq and is a predicted model, not a curated record. The coding region runs from base 1 to 2592 and encodes 863 amino acids. The transcript has a single exon.